CCAUCGGUUUUCAUUUUAAAAUUUUCCCUCCACAGCUCCAUUUUCGCUUCUCAUUUGUUGAUUGCUAAUAGCAGUUAUCGUCUUCACUUCAGCAUCCACUGGAUAAAGAGCCUUUUCAAUUUUGCGAAGAUUCUGUGACCCCCUUCCUUCAGUGAAGCCUGAUGGCAUCCUUCGAAAUAAAGUCUGGUGCAUUGGUUUCUUUACAAGAUCUGCUCCCAUCGUCUCCUUAUUUUAAGCAAGGAGCUUCGCUCAGAAUAAUUGGAAAGUUACAGGAAUACACUUCAGAGACAGGCCUAGCAAUAAUUAUUGAUGGUAAUUACAUCCUAAAAGUUAAUACUGAGCAUUUGAGGGACCUUGCCUUUCAUGUUGGCUCUGUCUACCAAUUCAUUGGUGAGCUCUUUAUCCAACCUGAUAAUGAGGGAGUUUUGCAGGCCCGUGUUGGUAGAAACGUUGAUGGGAUUGAUCUCAAUCUUUAUCAUCAGUCCUUGCUGCUUUUAAGACAGUUUCAAGCGAAUCAUUUAAAUAAUUCAGCAACUUAACUUAGUGGGAUUAUUUGCAUACUGUAGUCGUCAUACUAGUUUGAAAAUACAUUUUUCUCAUAAUAUAUAUAAAGAUGGAAGGUUGUCCCCCUAAACUCUUUUCAUAGCAAUAUGUUUGUCAUGUAGAGAAACUGAAUGCCUAAGCAUUUUUAUGUGCUUUUCAGAUAAGGAAGUGUUCUGCUCUCUGCAGGGUUCGUCAUGUAAACAGAAUCUUAACAACGUUCAUGAAUGCAUUUUAUUUUAUUCUCUCUCUUUCUUUUGGCUGCAAAUGGGACAUGACGACAUCAAGAGCUGUUAG
Abrus precatorius (Indian licorice) is the source of this 837-nucleotide messenger RNA. RefSeq names its product CST complex subunit TEN1. Gene Ontology annotation, biological process: negative regulation of telomere maintenance via telomerase. The coding region runs from base 162 to 539 and encodes 125 amino acids. The record is from RefSeq and is a predicted model, not a curated record. The transcript is spliced from 4 exons. Gene Ontology annotation, molecular function: single-stranded DNA binding; telomeric repeat DNA binding; telomerase inhibitor activity. Lineage: Eukaryota; Viridiplantae; Streptophyta; Magnoliopsida; Fabales; Fabaceae. Gene Ontology annotation, cellular component: CST complex.